Eimeria tenella is the source of this 345-nucleotide messenger RNA. RefSeq lists its product as uncharacterized. Lineage: Eukaryota; Apicomplexa; Conoidasida; Eucoccidiorida; Eimeriidae. The transcript is spliced from 2 exons. The record is from RefSeq and is a predicted model, not a curated record. The coding region runs from base 1 to 345 and encodes 114 amino acids.
AUGAAAUCGCUCUGCACUUGCGCCGCUUUUGCGGCCGCGGCCGCUAUAGCUCACGGGAGCUUUGCAGCUGCCUUUGGACAAGGUAGCAGGGCACUCCGAAAUAUGCGGAGCGCCAAAGCAGCUAAUUUAACACCUAUAGAGGCUGGUGGUGACAAAUAUUGCACGAAGACAAUAAACACGUGGCGCAAGAGCAUUCUUUCAACAGCUGAGGACUUUAAAGAGCUCGCCGAAGCAGAUCCAACCACUGACAUCACUGCGUUUCUCGCCGCAACUGAGUGCAGUGCACUGCAGUCUGGAAGGUUCAACCAUAUCGUAGGUCCACUAGUGAAGAACACGACCCAGUAA